This is a messenger RNA of Colossoma macropomum (tambaqui), 2673 nucleotides long. RefSeq lists its product as uncharacterized. Lineage: Eukaryota; Metazoa; Chordata; Actinopteri; Characiformes; Serrasalmidae. Bases 657 to 1637 code for a protein of 326 amino acids. The record is from RefSeq and is a predicted model, not a curated record. The transcript is spliced from 2 exons.
GGGGCUUGUCGGAGUACGGGUGGGAAAAAAAAAUAAUGACUCUCUCAGCCUCCAGGCUUUACUUCUCCUUUCUCGCGCUGUUCUCUCUCCUCUCCUCAGGUCUCAGGGCAGUAAGCGGUUUACCUGCCCUGUUGAGCACAGGAGCGGUUUACCUGCCCCGCUGAGCGCUUAACGACUGAAACAACACCGUUCAACAAAGGACUCAGGCAGUAGCAUUCUGACGACACAUUUCAUGAGCUGCUGAGGAGCUCCUGAUCUCCAGGGAGCUGCAGACCAAGAGGCAGCCAGAAGAUUCAAGUGCAAGCAAGCAGCCAAAAAUACCAAAGAACAACAAAGAAUUGGAACAUCUGCCUCUUUUUUCUACAAAAGAAUGCUGAUGGUCAUUAUUUUCAUUGCGUCAUCAUUGUGAGCUGUAACUGUGGUGGUAUAACGUUUGAUAUUGGACCGAAAAGGGCAUUUUAUUGGACGUUGGACCAAAAGGAACAGACAAAAACUUUAGCAUUCCAUAUACCUAUCAGUGUUUUGUGUGGCAAAAGAGGACCAAGUAACAAUUGACCAAUGCCUGGACAAAAAAACAACUCAUGCUAACUCCUUGACCUAACAGCUACAUCAUCAAAGCAGAAGUUGGUGUUCCUCUCUGAAUUCUGGGAAACAGAAUGCCAGCCAAGACGCCCAUGUACUUAAAGACAUCAACACCCAAGCGGGGCAAGAAGUUAAAACUGAGGGAUGUUCUGUCUGGGGAUAUGAUUAGCCCUCCACUGGGGGACGUGCGCCACAGCGCCCACGUUGGUCCAGAGGGUGAGGGUGACAUGUUUGGAGAUGUUGGCUUCCUGCAAGGCAAACUGGAUAUGUUGCCUCCUCUAGCCAGACCACCCCACCACCGCUCAAACAGCAUGGACAGGCACCUAGACGACGUGUUCGAUGUGAGCCCCAAAGGCCUAAACCACACAUAUGACACCCAUCGGAAUUCCCAUCACACUUCUCAUCUCAAAAGCACCAUCUCAAUGCCUGUCUUCAUUGCCCCUGAACAGCCUCCUCCUAAACCUCCUCGUCUACAUUUAGAGGAGAACUCCUCCCAUGAGCAGCAGAACCAUCACAACCAGCAGGAGCAGCAGAAGAACCACCACAACCAGCAAGAGCAGCAGAAGAACCACCACAACCAGCAAGAGCAGCAGAUGAACCACCACAACCAGCAGGAGCAGCAGAUGAACCACCACAACCAGCAGGAGCAGCACAAGAACCACCACAAUCAUCAGCAGCGCUCCAUGUCCGUAUGUGAGGAAGUGAUGGGCCGCUGCAGGGAACCCUGUAAUGACCUCGCUCUUUCAGCUUCUAUCCCUAUCCUCAGACACCUGGUUCCAUCCAAUGGCUCUUUUUCUGAGGCCUCUUCAGACGACUCCAUGUCUGAGGGCUGCGGGCCGCUGGACCCGAGCAGAGGUCUGAGCCUGGACUCUGACGCCGGCCUGAGCAACGAGGACCUGCGAAGUGACCGCAGCGAAUCGCCUGCACUCUCUCCGAGCAUGUCCCGCUCUGAGUCCCUUGCAGGCCUAGACCUGGACCUUGGACCGUCCAUCCUGGAGGACGUUCUCAGGAUCAUGGACCGUUACAAGAGCGUGGAGGAGAGGUGUGAGCUGUGAGUCAGCAAAAUGCUAUUAGACCAGGGAUGUCCAGAGGUGUUUAAUUCCAGUCCGGAAGGGCUGGGGUCCAUAAAGGCUGGAGUUUCCCUGCAAGUGGACUCAUUUUUAAACAGAUGGUUUCAGUGAACCACAGAGAUUAUGACAUGUCAUUGGUCAUAAACAAAGAUUAAUUAUGACUGCAUCUGUUCCUGUAUUACAACACCUCUGAACUGGAGAUUCGAUUUUAUGUUUGUUUGUUUUGUCCUUUAUUACACAUAAAAUACAAACAGCAUAUUGGAGGUAAAGGAACUGAGAUUUUGACAUAUUUACAUAGGUUGCCUAUGUACACAUGGGCUUUAGUCCACCAAAUUGUGCUGGACUGAGGUCUUACAGGACUGGAGCUUUGCUUAGAAAAUAUAAUGAGGUCAUCAUUGCAUGACCUUGCACUUGUCGAGUGCUAGUUCUCCAGAGACACUGUAAAAACUGGUUUGAACAAUCUUUACAUUUCAGAGGAGGUGAAACAGCGAUCUCGUCAUCACCAGCUAACUCAUUUGCAAACAGAUGGUUUCUCUUUUCAAUGAAUCAAGAGAUUAUGACUCAUUGAUAGUGAACAAAUGAGAGUUAUAACUACAUCUGUUUCUGUAUUACAGGCCAUGUGAACUGGAAAUGCAGAAUAUUUAAGAGAUUUAAUGUAUUCUUUGUUUUGUACUUUAUUACACUCAAAAUACAAACAACAUAUUGAAGGUAAAGGGACUGAGAUUUUGGCUGCCUUAUAUAGGUUGUCAUUUUGAGUACACUAGCAAAAACCAGCCAAAUCCAUAGAAGUGAAAUUCAGACAGCUUGCUUGUUACUUUCAGCACAAUAUAUGGUUGAAACUAGAUCUUGAUCACUAUUAAUAAGUUACCUACAAAUUCAAAAGUAAAGCUCAUUAUUAUGGGAGGCCCAUUUUUAUCUUGGGGUAUUAUUAUUAUCACAACCAUAAAUUCCAUCACUGAUAUGUAUUAUAAUGUGAGAUAUGGAUUUAAAAUGAUUAUGUAAAUAAAAUGUUAUAAACCUC